Molecule: messenger RNA, 2051 nt
Organism: Archocentrus centrarchus (flier cichlid)
Lineage: Eukaryota; Metazoa; Chordata; Actinopteri; Cichliformes; Cichlidae
Product: ER lumen protein-retaining receptor 2
Exons: 5
Coding region: 174-812 (212 amino acids)
Biological process (GO): protein retention in ER lumen
Cellular component (GO): membrane
Molecular function (GO): ER lumen protein retrieval receptor activity
Source: RefSeq, a predicted model, not a curated record
CCCUUCCACGUCGACCUGCACUCUCGCCAUAUUUCCAACCCCGAGAAUCCCGGUGUCCUGUACCUCUAAGUUUAGCAGGCGAAGUCUUCACACCAGGCAGCAUCAAGCGGGACCCGUUUCAAAGUCUGCGUUAGCGUCUGAUCUCCGUCUGUGCUGUUUUUCUUCUCGCAGCUAUGAACAUCUUCAGGCUCACAGGAGACCUUUCUCAUCUGGCUGCUAUCAUCAUCCUGCUACUCAAAAUAUGGAAAAGCAGGUCGUGUGCAGGCAUUUCUGGAAAGAGCCAAAUUCUGUUUGCUCUAGUGUUUACCACACGCUACUUGGAUCUGUUGACCUCAUUCAUCUCCCUGUAUAACACAUGCAUGAAGGUGAUCUACAUCGGUUGCUCGUAUGCCACAGUAUACCUGAUCUACAUGAAGUUCAGGGCCACCUACGACGGAAACCACGACAGCUUCAGAGUGGAGUUCCUGGUGGUUCCUGUCGGGGGUCUUUCUGUUCUCAUUAACCACGACUUCUCUCCCUUGGAGAUUCUUUGGACGUUCUCCAUCUACCUGGAGUCAGUGGCAAUUCUGCCUCAGCUCUUCAUGAUCAGCAAGACAGGGGAGGCUGAGACGAUCACCACCCACUACCUGUUCUGCCUGGGUCUGUAUCGGGCCCUUUAUCUCUUCAACUGGAUCUGGCGUUUCUACUUUGAGGGCUUCUUUGACAUGAUUGCCAUAGUGGCUGGUGUGGUCCAGACUGUCCUCUACUGCGACUUCUUCUAUCUUUAUGUCACCAAAGUGUUGAAAGGCAAGAAGCUGAGCCUGCCGGCGUAAAAACGUGUGGAAGGAGACGGUGACUCCGAGCAGACUCAGGGGGUGUGGAGAUGAAGUCAUUGAUCCUCAUGACCUGUAGUAAAGGAUGCCUGAGACAGAGAGCCAACUAUUUGGGGGGGGAAACACUAGUCAUCUUGCUGAUGGAACUGGUAAAUGCCAACAAACACCAGAGCUGAACAAAGAUCAGCCCAGAUCAAGUUUUGGAUUUCCGUGUUCAGCAUCUUGCCUUAAGCUUCUUUUCAUUGCUGUUCAAAUAGGAGAAAAUGUUUUGUUUUUGUUUUUUUUUUCUACAUGUGAGGUGUACACGCUUUUUUUUUUUUUUUAUGUUUUUAUAAUUUUUUUUUUUAAAGUUUGAUCAGUACCUUGUUUGACUUGAUAAUGAAAUGCACAAAAUGUACAGUCUUAUUAAAGUGUGAGAUAAAGAGUAAUGUAUCAGAGUGCCUGAUAAAGAUAAUGUCCAGUUUCUCACAGUAUUUUUUUUUUUAAUUCUUUUUACUUUUGCAUUUUUUUCCAGAGUAAUUGUACGCAUAUCAUCUAAUACAUGUACCCACUUUUUUGUAAUGUUUAGAGGUCACACCAGCAUGUUCAUCAUUUUGUAAAAUGCAGCUUUCUAAAAACAUUUUAAUAUGUUUGUGUCUUCUAAAAUUGAAAAUUUUAUGUAAUAGCAGCUCCUCAGAGAAUUAGUAGUUUGAUCUUAAACUCAAAAAGUAACACAGUGGAAUGAAUCACUUUAAUGCCAGCAGUCAUAUUAUGGUAGAUAUCAGUAUUUUCAAAUGGUGGCCAUAUCAAAUGAGGAUGUUUGGUAAGUUGUUCUUCUGCUUACUGUAUUUUAAGCAAACUAAAAUGCAUCAGUUCUUCUGUGGCUUCAUUUUAAACUUCAUACAGUCUUAAAUGAAUGCUGCAUCACCUUUUGGAUGUUGACCGAGCACAAACCCUUACUGCGCCCUGGUAACCAACUCAUGAACACCUUCCGGCGGCGAUGUGCCAGUUGCGGAAAUCCUGAAUUGAUUGAAAUGACAACAAAACAAGCGCCACACUCGGGGUCUGAAUGUUGCGAUGUCACCCGUAUGGUUCAAUCACUAAGAGGGUGCGAUGGUGGUCAAUGGGUGCAUUUCUAAAUUUCAAAGGCCUCUUGUUAACAUUUGAACAGCAUUCUUAAAUUGUUCAUUCAUUUUAUUCCUUUUUUAAUUUUUAAUUUUUUGCAUGUUAUCACCUCCAUUAAAGAUUUUAUGAGAAUCA